Priapulus caudatus is the source of this 3052-nucleotide messenger RNA. Its product is annotated as deoxynucleoside triphosphate triphosphohydrolase SAMHD1-like. Gene Ontology annotation, biological process: dGTP catabolic process. Bases 347 to 2191 code for a protein of 614 amino acids. The transcript has 16 exons. NCBI's taxonomy places the organism in Eukaryota, Metazoa, Priapulida, Priapulimorpha, Priapulimorphida, Priapulidae. The record is from RefSeq and is a predicted model, not a curated record. Gene Ontology annotation, cellular component: nucleus. Gene Ontology annotation, molecular function: protein binding; dGTPase activity.
AUCAUAGUUCAGUAAGGUUUACCUAAACGAUGAUCGACAUGACUUGUUGAGAACGCUGUGUUGAUUUCCUUACGCAUCAUAAAAUUUAUAAUUCUAGGCACAGCCACAGGCACACGAAGUUGACAAACGCCGCUGUAGCCAGGCGUAGCCUGUACACUGUACACAAACACAGCCAGUGUCACUGUGUAGUGUACAAGAACUGUAGCGUACACAAGAAUAGUAGUAGUACUGGUUGCUAGGAAAAGUGAAGUACACAAGAUGACACAACUUCCACUUUCAAUUUAAUAAAAGAAUUGCUCCUUGUGAAAAGUGGGACAACACCAUACAAGUUACGAGUGACCAGACUAUGGCAGAGAAGCGACCAAAUUCUUCUCCCUUGGCUGGAAUGCCCGUGAAGAAAGUGGCAUUAGAUCUAAAUGAAAGCCGAAGCUUUACUAUUUCGGAAGUUGGUGAUUUCCUGUCUGAUAACGGCCUAGGUCAUUUGUCUGCAGCGUUUAUCCAAAAUCACAUUGAUGGAUCUAUUCUCUCUCGUUUAACAAACGAAGAUCUAAAAGAUAUGGGAAUCACAGCUGUUGGAGAUCGGCUGAAGGCCAUGCAACUCUUACAGCCGGGACAGGACAACGGAGUUUACACAGCCCGGACAGAUGGGAAGCCUUCCUCGUUAAUAGACAACCUGAAGGUGUUCAACGAUCCGAUACAUGGCCACAUAGAGCUGCAUCCGGUCUGUGUGAAGAUCAUCGAUACUCCACAGUUCCAGCGGCUCAGGCAUCUCAAGCAGCUCGGCGGCACCUACUAUGUCUUUCCUGGAGCUUCGCAUAACCGAUUCGAGCAUUCCCUCGGCGUGUGCUACUUGGCCGGAGAGCUAGCUAGAAAGUUGAGGUGCCGACAACCGGGCCUGCAGAUAUCUGAGCUGGACAUCCUGUGCGUGCAGAUUGCCGGUCUCUGCCACGACCUAGGUCACGGUCCUUUCUCCCACUUGUUUGAUGCCAAGUUCAUACGCAAGCUCCUUCCCGAUCGGAAGUGGACCCAUGAGCAGGGCUCAGUCGCUAUGUUCAAGCAUCUAGUUGAGGUUAAUGGCUUGAAGGAGGAGUUCAACCAAUACGGUCUCGACGACAGAGACAUAACGUUCAUCACAGAACAGAUAGCUGGACCCGUGGCGAAAACUGGCAAGUGGUCAUAUGAAGGCAGAGAUGAAAACAAGAGCUUUUUGUAUGAGAUUGUAGCAAACAAGCGCAAUAGCAUUGAUGUUGACAAGUGGGACUACUUUGCACGUGACUGCUACCACCUUGGCAUCGGCAACAACUUUGACCACUCGAGGGUGAUGAAGUUUGCACGUGUUCUUGAAUGCGAUGGAGAGAAACAGAUCUGCAUGAGAGACAAGGAGGUGACUAAUAUCUAUGACAUGUUCCACACGAGGAACGCGCUUCAUCGCCGUGCCUACCAGCACUCUGUUUGCCAGUGUGUCGAAGCCAUGGUCACAGAGGCAUUUUUCAAGGCCAACGAUCAUCUCAGGUUCAGGGGUCGGGGCGGCCGUCUGGUGCGCAUGUCCGAGGCGAUCGACGACAUGGAGGCGUUCACGAAGCUGACCGACCACGUCUACCAGCAGAUCCUGUACUCGGACGAGGCCGAGCUGCGGCCGGCGCGCGACAUACUGGAGCGCAUCGUUCGCAGGCAGCUGUACAAGUGCGUCGGGCAGACGCAGCCGCUGCCGCGGGAGGCGCUGAAUGACGUCGCUGUGAGAGAUGAGAUCGUUACGGCACUUACUAAAGAAGAACUAGUGAAAGAGAUGAGACAGGAUGGCUUUACAGACGUGGAUGUUGAUUGUGAACUCCCCUUAGCAGAGAGCCUUGUAGUUCAGAUAACUGUUUUCAGUUACGGAAUGCAGGAUAAGAAUCCGAUAGACCAUGUCCGCUUCUAUUCAAAAAAGGACCCUGCGGUGGCCGUGCAAGUGCGCAAAGAACAGGUAUCACACAUGCUGCCGGAAACAUUCGCAGAGCAGUGGGUGCGGGUGUGGUGUAAGACAACCGAUGUGCGAAGCUUAGCAAUCGCCGAGAAAUGCUUCCAGGCCUGGUGCAGGAAGAAACAACUCGACUACAAGCCGGGUGAUCUCACGGAUGUCGAGUUGACACCGUACAAGACUGCCAACCAGUACACAGGAGUUACACCUCGAAAGACCAGACUGGCCUUCUAGAGAGCAACAAAGUUAGUAAAGGUGAUUUGUACUUCAUCUUCAAAUGGUUGGAUCUAUCACUCACAAGAGUUACCGAGCAUGGAAUUGUUUGUAACAGAUGAAAAUGUACCCUGUAUCAAGAAGAAACAUUGUAACAGUGCAAUCGAUUCAAAAAAAUGCAUACAUAUUACAGGAGUCUAUCAAUAUUGAUAGACUCCUGAUAUUAUAGCAUUUACUGCCAAGUACAGAAGUAUACUAUUCUAAGUUAGCAAGUUACAUUAUAUAGUGAAAUAUGAGUGUAAUGAUAAGUUGUGAUUUAUUAGUGCCAACAAAUUUUCAUUGUUAUUGUCUUGCAUACACCUUGAUAAAUAUGCCUAGCACAGAGUAGCUUUUACAUACCAUUUUUUUUACAUAUGAAUGUGGAUUUGUGGUAUGUUAGUAUUGACCACGAGGAAAUAUGCAACUCUGAUAAUGUUAUCGCUGUAAAUUCACUUUUUGAUGCAGAUGCUGAAAUUAUUUUUGUGAAAUUAUUAAAAAAAUUGUACCUAUCUGUAGGUAUAUCAAGCAUUUACAACCAUUUAGGUGGAAAGGAAAGUUUUGCACGUUACAUUUGUCUUGUUUAAAUCCAUGUGGUCAAUGGAUUUUUUAUGCAUUUGUUCUUUAUAUAAUUAAUACACUGUAUUGGAAUCAUUGUUUUAUUAUGGAUUUAUGGUGAUGAAAGGACUUAUUUUAAAUUUUCUACUAAUAUAUGUUCCCUACUAUUAUUAUGAAUGAAUAUGUAUUGGAUACAGUAAAUAUGUACUGUUCUACAAAGAGAAGCGUCGUGUAUAAUCUCAAUAUAUUAUAUAUAAUAAUACUGAAACAGUUGUAUAAAAAAAACAA